GUGGUGGUGGUCUGAUUGGCCUGUCUCAUUCACGCCCACUGGUCUUUAAAUCAUUGUCUAGAGCCCCAAAGGUUCAUAUAAGUCAACACUGUCGCAGGGGUCUGCCAUUUCAAACAAUUCCAGAAAGAUCGCACAGGACUGGAUAAAUAAUUAAGAACAGAGUGUUCUGAACAUCAGCCCAAAGAGGAAGAACCUUAAGCUGAAGGUACAGCCUACUGUUUACACUGAAGGAGCUUGUGUGUGGACAAGAAGCGCUGACAGCUGAAAUGGAUCCCAUGGAACUGAGAAAUGUCAACAUCGAACCUGAUGAUGAGAGCAUCAGUGGAGAAAGUGUUCAAGAUGGCUACACUGGGAUGGGAAAUUUAGAAAAGGCAGCAAUGAGCAGUCAAUUUACUAACGAAGAUGCUGAAAGUCAGAAAUUCCUGACAAAUGGAUUUUUGGGGGAAAAGAAGCUGGCAGAUUACGAUGAUGAACAUCAUCCUGGAACCACCUCCUUUGGAAUGUCUUCAUUCAACCUGAGUAAUGCUAUCAUGGGAAGUGGGAUCUUGGGCCUUUCCUACGCCAUGGCCAACACGGGGAUCAUACUUUUUAUAAUCAUGCUGCUUGCGGUAGCAAUAUUAUCCCUGUACUCAGUUCACCUUUUAUUAAAGACCGCCAAGGAAGGAGGGUCUUUAAUUUAUGAAAAACUAGGGGAAAAGGCAUUUGGAUGGCCUGGGAAAAUCGGAGCUUUUGUUUCCAUUACAAUGCAGAACAUUGGAGCAAUGUCAAGCUACCUCUUUAUCAUUAAAUAUGAGCUACCUGAAGUAAUCAGAGCAUUCAUGGGACUUGAAGAAAAUACUGGAGAAUGGUACCUCAAUGGCAACUACCUCGUCAUAUUUGUGUCUGUUGGAAUCAUUCUUCCACUUUCUCUUCUUAAAAAUUUAGGUUACCUUGGUUACACCAGUGGAUUUUCUCUUACCUGCAUGGUGUUUUUUGUCAGUGUGGUGAUUUACAAGAAAUUCCAAAUACCCUGCCCUCUGCCUGUUCUGGAUCACAAUGUUGGAAAUCUGACAUUCAACAAUACACUUCCAGUGCACAUGGUAAUAUUACCUAACAACUCUGAGAUUAAUGGCGUGAACUUCAUGAUGGAUUACACCCACCAAAAUCCUGCAGGGCUAGAUGAGAACCAGGCCAAGGGCUCUCUUCAUGGCAGUGGAGUAGAGUAUGAAGCACACAGUGAUGACAAGUGUCAACCCAAAUACUUUGUGUUCAACUCCCGGACGGCCUACGCAAUUCCCAUCCUAGCAUUUGCUUUUGUGUGCCACCCUGAGGUCCUUCCCAUAUACAGUGAACUUAAAGAUCGGUCCCGGAGGAAGAUGCAAACAGUGUCAAAUAUUUCCAUCACGGGAAUGCUCAUCAUGUACCUGCUUGCUGCCCUCUUUGGUUACCUAACCUUCUAUGGAGAAGUUGAAGACGAAUUACUUCAUGCUUAUAGCAAAGUAUAUACAUUUGACACCCCUCUCCUCAUGGUACGCCUGGCAGUCCUUGUGGCAGUGACACUAACUGUGCCCAUUGUCCUGUUCCCAAUUCGUACAUCAGUGACCACACUCUUAUUUCCCAAAAGACCCUUCAGUUGGAUAAGACAUUUCUUGAUUGCAGCCAUACUUCUUGCACUUAAUAAUGUUCUGGUCAUCCUUGUACCCACUAUAAAAUAUAUCUUUGGAUUCAUAGGGGCUUCUUCUGCCACUAUGCUGAUCUUCAUACUUCCAGCAGUGUUUUACCUUAAACUUGUCAAGAAAGAACCUCUUAGGUCACCACAAAAGGUUGGGGCUUUAAUUUUCCUUGUGGUUGGAAUCAUCUUCAUGAUUGGAAGCAUGGCACUCAUUAUAAUUGACUGGAUUUACAACCCUCCAAAUUCUAAGCAUCACUAACCCAAAGAAAAAUACCUUUUCUAUUGGAAAUGGUUGCAAAUUAUGCUGCAAAAGACAUUUGAGUUCUAUUGAUUGGAAUGUUAUUCAUAGGAAAUAACGGGAAGAUUCCAAAGAUGUUUAUAGUAACAUCACCAGGCACCUGUGGAAGAAAAAAAAGCAUCAUUUUUGUCAAGAAUGGCUGUUUAUAGGUUUAAAACCUGCGGUGCACAUUUCUACCCAGGUUUUCCUAAAACAGUGUGAGAGGAUGCAUUUUUGCUGUUGCACAAGCAGAAUAAGGGUAGCUGCAUGGAAUGGUCAUCAGAUAAUACCUUUUCCCCUCCCCCUCAAAUUACCAAAUAUUUGUAUUCUCAGAACAUCCAACAAAAAUGCCCUGGUGGCAAAGCUAUCACCGCUUAAUGCCUUCCCCCAAUCCAGCACCAAAUACUCUAGGUCUAUUUAAUAACAGAGGCAAAAGCCAUGUCUUAGGAACUGUCCCUUUAAGGUACAUGAAUGAUCAGACAGCCAGCUAGAACAUCUUAUUGUCAACAGUGAAGGAAUAUUUGCCCAUUUGUUUGUGACACUGAAUUAAUGAAUUCUUCAUUCAAUAGAUUUUUGGUAAAUGUUAAAGACAUCUUAUUAAACACAGGCAUAUCUCGUUUCUUGUGCUUUGUUGUGCUUAGCACUGAGGUUUUUUGCGGGUUUUUUUCCCUGUUGGUUUUUUGUUUGUUUGUUUCUUUGUUUGUUUGUUUGUUUGUUUACAAAUUGGUUCAUGACAACCUUGCGUGGAGCAUCAUUUUUCCAACAGCAUUUGCUCACUUUGUGCCUCUGUCACAUUUUGGUAAUUCUCAUAGUAUUUCAAACUUUUUCAUUAUUAUAUUUGUUAUGGUGAUCUAUGAUCAGUGAUUAAGACUUGCUGAAAGCUCAGAUACGGUUAGCACUUUUUAGCAAUUUUUUAAUUAAGGUAUGUACAUUUUUUUAGACAAUACUGUUGCACACUUAGUACACUAUAGCAUAAGCAUAACUUUUAUAUACACUGGGAAGCCAAAAAAUCUAUCUGACUUGCUUUAUUGUAAUACUCGCUUUACUGUGAUUGUCCGGAACCAAACCUGCAAUAUCUCCGAGGUAUGCCUACAUGUCUUAUCAACUGUCCCUGAAAGGUACAUACAUGAAAGAUCAGACACCAGUACACCUUACUGUCAACAGUAAAGGAAUGUUUCGCCUCUUCUGUUUGGGACACUGGAGUGCCUUCUUCGUUCAAUUUUUUUUAUGUAUAAAUGUUAAAACAUCUUCUAAACAGAGAGAGGGGCUUUAAAUUAUAGAGCAACAACAAAAAUAAUGCUUAUUGCUCAACUGCCUGUUCUGGAAGCAUUUGUUCUUCAAUAUUAUUCCUAGUCCUCUUGUCACGCUUUUUUGUCACUGAACAAUGCUCUCCCUCUCGUCUUCCAUUGUCAUUCACAAUUUUUAGAUAGACCACGAUUCAUGUGGAGCUACAUUACCCAGUAUUGUUUGAUACAUUUUUAUUUGAUAAACAUUCAGUGCAGGAAACUGUGAUUGCUAUAUGUGUAUGUAUAUAAUCUUAUUCUGUAGUCAUCAGAAUUUUGAUGUAUGGUACAUUUGAUUUUUAUUUUUUACAUGUGUAGUUUUCUCUCUUCACAGUCAAAACGUUUAUGUUAUUGAGGGUGGGGGCAGGGAAUUAUGUUGAUAAACUCAAAAAUCCAUUUGUAUGUAUCUGCCUAUUGGGGAUAUUUUAAAUUUGAAACCUAAGUUAUAUAUAGUUCAGUAAUGCUCUUCAAUGUUUACAAAAACAACAAUCAUCUACAAGAAAAUAAGUUCCUUGUUUGCAAAUAAUUGUCAGUACCAAAGUUGUUCUUCUAACUAAGCAUGUCUAAAAUAGGAUUUAGUUCAUUUUAGCUUGCACAGGAGUCUGACAUUCAUUUGCCAUUUAAUGCAAUGUUGAAUGGUUCUCCAUAAAAGUGCUAACACACAGAGAUGCAAACUGGUAUUCUUGCUCCCUUCAACAACAUGCUCACAUAAAAUGGAUUUAAAAACUAGCACUUGCUGCCCAGAAUUUCUAGACUUUGCCACUUCCUCCCCCCCUAAAUCGGUAGGAAGAACAUUUAUUGUAGAUUUUUAUAUUUUAGUCAAGCCAAGUAUGAAAUACAAGUAUCGGCUAAGUAUAAUAUUAAAUCAUAUUUCAAUAGGGUUUUUUGUAUUGUGCCUUAAGAAAACGUACAUUUGUUUUAUAUAUUAUUUUCUAGAGGCAUAAUACUGUCAAAUGGUGCACUUUGUUAUGGAAACUGAGCAUUACUAGACACUAUCAUAACUUUGGAGUCACUAUUAUCGGAAAAUACUUGCCAAAUAGCAUCUUCAAGAUAGGUUUCUAUUAACGGUCACCUAGAGAGUGUGUCAAAAUAAGAAAAUGGAAAAAGUUACCUCUGAGUGUUAAAGGUUUAAUCUGAAUGUAUUUAAAUAUAAAGAUGAAGACUGAUUCAAAAAUUGGGGAAGUAUCCAAUCUGUAUUAGUCUGAAUACUUUACCUUUGAAAUUACGAACUUGAAAAUAUCAACGUCUGUAAUUAUACAGAUAUUCAAGAGCAAUACUACAGUGCCAAAUAAUAAAGCACCAUUUUUUUCUCAUGGCAAUUUUCAGGAUUGGAGCUCACAUAGACUGCAGGGCAGGCUUACAUAUGGUAUCUUGUACUGGUUAAUUUAACCCCAUUUAUAAACAGAUGAAAGUUUUAUUUUCUUAUUUCAUUUAUAAGAUGGUUCAAUGUACUGGGAGGCUUUUUUUUAUUACAGAAAGUGUAUAUUGGUAUAUAAUAAAUGAACUUUUCAAAUGAC
Acinonyx jubatus (cheetah) is the source of this 4728-nucleotide messenger RNA. RefSeq names its product solute carrier family 38 member 4 (gene SLC38A4). The transcript is spliced from 16 exons. Gene Ontology annotation, molecular function: amino acid transmembrane transporter activity. Lineage: Eukaryota; Metazoa; Chordata; Mammalia; Carnivora; Felidae. The record is from RefSeq and is a predicted model, not a curated record. Gene Ontology annotation, biological process: amino acid transmembrane transport. Bases 267 to 1910 code for a protein of 547 amino acids.